Molecule: messenger RNA, 3583 nt
Organism: Thamnophis elegans (Western terrestrial garter snake)
Lineage: Eukaryota; Metazoa; Chordata; Lepidosauria; Squamata; Natricidae
Gene: EZH2
Product: enhancer of zeste 2 polycomb repressive complex 2 subunit
Exons: 20
Coding region: 1018-3279 (753 amino acids)
Biological process (GO): chromatin remodeling
Molecular function (GO): histone H3K27 methyltransferase activity; protein binding
Source: RefSeq, a predicted model, not a curated record
UAAAACAUGUAGAAUGGUUGCAGGAACUGGGUAUGGCUAAUCUAGAGAGGUUUUUAAGAAGAGACCGGACAGCAUUUGUCUCAAAUUAUAUAGAAUCUGUUGCUUGAGCAGGGUGUUGGACUAGAAGACUCUUGGAGCUGGAUUCUGAUUCUGAAAAAUGAAGUGCUUUUUUUAAAAAAAAUAAUAAUGAAGGAUCUUUUUUAUUCUUAAUAAUGCUGCUUAUCAGCCUUCAACUGGUAAAAAAAAUUGUUCUCUACUGCCAUCCGGAGGUUACAAAAUUAUUGAUCCUAGCUGUCAAAGCUGUAGGAAGAAUCUCAGUUCUGGAUAAAAGUCAGUUACUGUGAAAUAUUGCACACACACAUGUAUGUCUUGACCAUUCCUUUAGUGAUUGAAGUUACAAUGGCAUUGAAAAUGGUGAUUUACAAUUAAGUCUCCCAUUUAUGACUUUUCACAGCAUCCCCAUGGGCAUGUGGUGAAAAUUCAAGUAUCAUGAUCAAAAUACAGCAUGUAUUUACAACAGUUGCAGCAUCUGGGAGGCACAUCAUGAUCACCAUUUGCAAUCUUCCCAGACAGCUUCAGACAAUGUCAGUGGGGAGGUGGGAUUCUUCUAAAUAUGACAAUCAGAUAAAAUUGGAGGCCUUAUUCAUGAGAUAAUAGUAAUCUCAGAAUGAGAAUUUAUGUCCAUGACUGCUAAUGAUGAUUACUUUUACAUCCACCCCCUACCUAUGACCUAUUGAUGGGAUGUUUGAAUUAUUUUUCAUGACUAGAAAUUGCACAUAUUUUUUACUAUCUUUUGAUCAACCCUUUUCUAAUAGCAAAAGGUAAAUGAUUCCACUUAUUGAUAGUAUUUGAAAUUACAAAUAGCAACUGUCAUAACUAUCUGCUAUCAAUAUAGCAUCUUGAAUCCAGCAUCAUUAGAAUGGAGUAACUAUUUUGCUGAGGGAUAUGAACAAUACAUGAUUUGAAUUUCUAACGAGGAAAAGAAUUUUCCAAUUGGCAAGUGAUGUCCGUGUAACUAUGGGUCAGACUGGAAAGAAAUCUGAGAAAGGACCAACUUGUUGGAGGAGGCGUGUGAAAUCAGAAUAUAUGAGGCUUAGACAGCUCAAGAGGUUCAGGCGAGCAGAUGAAGUAAAGAGCAUGUUUAAUUAUAAUCGUCAGAAGAUACAAGAAAGAACAGAAAUCUUAAAUCAAGAAUGGAAACAACGCCGGAUACAACCUGUACACAUCAUGACUUCUGUGAGCUCAUUGCGUGGGACCAGGGAGUGUUCUGUCAGCAGUGAUUUAGACUUUCCAAAACAAGUUAUUCCUCUCAAAACUCUGAAUGCUGUUGCCUCAGUUCCCAUAAUGUAUUCUUGGUCACCUCUUCAACAAAAUUUUAUGGUAGAGGAUGAGACAGUUUUACAUAACAUUCCUUAUAUGGGUGAUGAAGUGCUUGAUCAGGAUGGAACAUUUAUUGAAGAAUUAAUCAAAAAUUAUGAUGGAAAGGUACAUGGAGAUAGGGAGUGUGGAUUCAUCAAUGAUGAAAUAUUUGUGGAGUUAGUCAAUGCACUUGGUCAGUACAGUGAUGACGAUGAUGAUGAUGAUGACGACGAUGAUGAUGAUGAUGAUGACAAUCUUGAUGAGAGAAAUGAAAAACUGAAAACAGGGGAGACUAACAGAAUGGAGAAAGAGUGUCAUCCACCUCGGAAGUUUCCUUCUGAUAAGAUAUUUGAAGCCAUUUCUUCAAUGUUUCCUGAUAAGGGUACAGCAGAAGAAUUGAAAGAAAAAUACAAAGAACUUACUGAACAGCAGCUUCCAGGAGCACUUCCUCCUGAGUGCACACCAAACAUAGAUGGACCAAAUGCCAAAUCUGUUCAAAGGGAGCAAAGUCUACACUCUUUUCAUACUCUUUUUUGUAGACGGUGUUUCAAAUAUGAUUGUUUUUUACAUCCAUUCCAUGCGACUCCUAAUACUUACAAACGGAAAAAUACAGAAACUGCAAUAGAUAAUAAACCUUGUGGGCCACACUGUUAUCAACAUCUGGAAGGAGCUAAAGAGUUUGCUGCUGCUUUGACUGCUGAGAGAAUAAAAACACCACCAAAGCGUCCAGGAGGUCGCCGAAGGGGAAGGCUUCCAAAUAAUACCAGUAGACCCAGCACACCAACCAUAAAUGUUCUAGAAUCAAAGGAUACAGACAGUGACAGAGAAGCUGGAACUGAGACUGGAGGUGAAAAUAAUGAUAAAGAAGAAGAAGAGAAAAAAGAUGAGACUUCAAGCUCCUCUGAAGCAAAUUCUAGGUGUCAAACACCAAUCAAGAUGAAGCCAAAUAUAGAGCCUCCAGAAAAUGUUGACUGGAGUGGUGCUGAAGCUUCUAUGUUCAGGGUUCUCAUUGGUACCUACUAUGACAAUUUCUGUGCAAUAGCUAGGUUAAUUGGGACCAAAACAUGCAGGCAGGUAUAUGAAUUUAGAGUAAAGGAAUCUAGUAUUAUUGCUCCAGCACCUGCUGAAGAUGUUGAUACUCCUCCAAGAAAGAAAAAAAGGAAACACAGACUGUGGGCUGCUCAUUGCAGAAAGAUACAGCUAAAGAAGGAUGGAUCAUCUAAUCAUGUUUACAACUACCAGCCAUGUGAUCAUCCACGCCAGCCUUGUGACAAUUCAUGUCCGUGUGUCAUUGCACAGAACUUUUGUGAAAAGUUCUGUCAGUGCAGUUCAGAAUGCCAAAAUAGAUUUCCUGGAUGCCGUUGUAAAGCACAAUGCAAUACAAAGCAGUGUCCUUGCUACUUAGCUGUACGUGAGUGUGAUCCAGAUCUCUGUUUGACAUGUGGAGCAGCUGAUCAUUGGGAUAGUAAAAACGUGUCUUGCAAGAAUUGCAGCAUUCAACGAGGGUCCAAAAAGCAUCUGCUGCUAGCACCUUCUGAUGUGGCAGGCUGGGGGAUUUUCAUUAAGGAUCCAGUGCAGAAAAAUGAAUUCAUCUCUGAAUAUUGUGGAGAGAUUAUUUCUCAGGAUGAAGCAGACAGAAGAGGGAAAGUGUAUGAUAAAUACAUGUGCAGCUUUCUAUUCAAUUUGAAUAAUGAUUUUGUGGUUGAUGCAACACGGAAGGGUAACAAAAUAAGAUUUGCAAACCAUUCAGUCAAUCCCAACUGCUAUGCAAAAGUUAUGAUGGUUAAUGGAGAUCAUAGAAUAGGCAUAUUUGCUAAGAGAGCCAUUCAGACUGGUGAAGAGCUCUUUUUUGAUUACAGAUAUAGUCAGGCUGAUGCCCUCAAGUAUGUAGGCAUUGAAAGAGAAAUGGAAAUCCCUUGAUACCAACUACCUCGCCUAUAAAACAGCUGCCUUAUCUUCAGGAGUUUCUACUAUGGGCAAUUUUAUUUUUAAAAAUUGAAUUGAUGCAAUUUGGAAUGCAAAAUUUGCAAAGUACUGUACCUGUAAUUUAUAUUGACAUUUUAAAAUCAACUUUUUAAUGCCUUUUCACCAGCUGCAUCAAGUUUUGUACCAUUGAUCUUUUGCAAUAAUGCAGUGUGGUACACUUUUUGAACCUUGAAUAAAGGAUACUUGAACUUUGAAUUCAUAUUGUAUGUUGCCAUCUUUAAAUAAAGGCUUGACUGAA